AUGAGAAUCGGAUUGUUCUGGCUCACCGCGCUCUUCACAAUUAUCGAGGGGCCUGACAUCCUCUUGGGCAGAAAUGAAAACAGAACCAAAAGAGAAGUGAUUGUAGCUAAGAAAAGGCCUCUAGGCCGGGUCCAGGAAUAUGAGCUGCUCCUUCAGAUGACCUAUAGAAAUUCCAGUGAGAAAAGGAUCUUGAAGAAUUUUCUGAAGCUCUUGGAGCCUCCAUCGCUGCCUCUAUCAUUAUUGUUACAUGGAUUCAAAGAGAUUAUCAGAGCAAAGGCUACCACAUACUGUAGAAGCCUGAACGGAGCCCUGCAGUGUGCCUGUGAAGAUGGCUACUCCUGGUUUCCUCCCACAUGCCUUGAUGCUCAGAAGUGCUACCUCUCCACGGCAGGACCACUCCAGAGCUGUCACUGUCACCUGGGCAACCUCAGCCAAAGUACAAAUUUCUGUGAGAGAACAAAGAUUUGGGGCACUUUCAAAAUUAAUGAAAAAUUUACAAAAGAUCUUUUGAAUUCAUCUUCUGCUAUAUACUCCAAAUAUACAACUGGGAUUGAAACUCAACUUAAAGAAGUAUACAAAGGAGUUCAAGGUUUUGAGUUGGUCCGGGUCACCCAAUUUCGGGAAGGAAGCAUCGUUGUUGGAUAUGAAGUCAUUGGCUCCAGCAGCCCAUCUAAGCUGCUGUCAGCCAUUGAACAGGAGACUGAAAAGGCUAAGACAGCCCUCCGCAAGCUCUUUCCACUAGAUGAUGACUCUUUCAAAGUGUUUGGAAAAGCUGAGUGUAACAGCGUGAUCUUUGGAUUUGGGUUCCAGAAUGACGAGCAUACCCUGCCCUGCAGUCGUGGCUACAUUGGAGACAUCACAGCCAGGUGCCAGGCCUCUGGAUGGCAGGUGAUCAGGGAGACCUGUGUGCUCUCCAAGCUGGAGGAACUCAAGAAGAAUUUCAGUGCAAUCGCAAGCAAUGCCACAGAGGCAGCCAUGUCGUCGUUGGUUCGGAAGCUUUCUGUCAUCAUUGACCAAAACCCAUCCACCACCGUGGGGAAUCUAGCUUCGGUGGUGUCGAUUCUGGGAAAUGUGUCGACCCUGUCCCUGGCAAGUCAUUUCAAGGUGUCCAAUUCAACCAUUGAGGAUGUCGUCGAUAUAGUCAACCAUGUCCUUAAUUCAGCAUUAAUAACAAACUGGACAGUGUUGCUGCAGGAAGAAAAACGGGCCAGCUCACGGUUGCUGGAAACAUUAGAGAAUAUUAGCACUCUGGUCCCUUCCACUGCGUUGCCUCUGAAUUUUUCUCGGGAAUUCAUUACCUGGGAAGGGAUUCCUGUGACCAAGGGCAAACUCAAUAAAGGUUACAACUAUUGGACUGAAAUGUUGAUCCCAAAUGCCUCCACUCCUAUUAGAGGCCAAGUGUUAAUUGGGUCUGAGCAAUUCCACGAGUUCCUUCCAGCAACAAUCAUCAGCAUGGCCUCGUUGACCCUGGGGAACAUUCUACCCAUCACCCAGAAUGGAAAUGCUCAGCUCAACGGGCCUGUGAUAUCAACCAUUAUCCACAAUUACUCCAUAAACGAAAUCUUCCUGAUUUUUUCCAAGAUCGAGUCCAGCCUGGUCCAGCCUCGCUGUGUGUUCUGGGAUUUCAGCCGUUUUCAGUGGAGCAACGCAGGCUGCCACCUGGUGAAUGAGACUCGGGACUCGGUGAUGUGCCGCUGUACUCACCUGACCUCCUUCUCCUUGCUGAUGUCACAUUUUGUCCCCGCUGCCACCAUCCCCGUGGUGCAAUGGAUCACCUACGUGGGGCUGGCUGUCUCCAUUGGAAGUCUCGUGUUAUGCCUGGUUAUUGAAGCUCUGUUUUGGAAGCAGGCCAAGAAAACUCCCAUCUCACACACGCGUUAUAUCUGCAUGGUCAACAUCGCCCUGUCCCUCCUGGUUGCUGAUAUUGGGUUUUUUGUUGCUGCCUCUGUGGACAUUACGGCUGACCCUUCUGGAUUCUGCGUAGCUGCAGUGUUCUUUACGCACUUUUUCUACCUCGCCCUGUUUUUUUGGAUGCUCAUGCUCGGCCUUCUUCUGGCUUAUCGGAUCAUCUUCGUGUUCCAUCACAUGACCAUGCCUAUGAUGGUGGCUAUUGGGUUCUGCCUGGGCUAUGGGUGUCCUCUUGUUAUAUCUGUCAUCACCGUUGCGGUCACACAGCCUAGUGACAGCUACAAAAGGAAAGAUGUGUGUUGGUUGAACUGGUCUGAUGGGAGCAAGCCUCUCCUGGCUUUUGUUGUUCCUGCCCUGACGAUUGUGUUUGUGAACUUCCUGACAGUACUGUUAGUUCUCCUGACGCUCCGGAGGCCAAGUGUUGGAGAAGGAAGGAGCCGCGAUGAUAAGGCCACUGUCAUCCGCAUGGGGAAAAGCUUGCUUAUUCUGACACCUCUGCUGGGGCUCACCUGGGGCUUUGGCAUCGGCACCAUGGUGGACAGCCAGAACCUGGCUUGGCACGUGAUUUUUGCUCUGCUCAAUGCAUUCCAGGGUUUUUUUAUCUUAUGCUUUGGAAUGCUCCUGGAUAAUAAGUUGCGACAACUUCUAUUAAACAAAUUGUCCCCUUUAAUAUCUUGGAAGCAACCAUCAAAGCAGAAUCCAUCUGAUUUAUGUCCGAAACCCAAAUUCUCGAACCCUUUCAACCCAUGGCAACACCAAGGCACGUAUGCAUUUUCUCAUACUGGAGACUCCUCAAAUGACAUCGUGCUGACUCAGUUUUUAUCAACGGAAUAA
Molecule: messenger RNA, 2742 nt
Organism: Elephantulus edwardii (Cape elephant shrew)
Lineage: Eukaryota; Metazoa; Chordata; Mammalia; Macroscelidea; Macroscelididae
Gene: ADGRF1
Product: G protein-coupled receptor 110
Exons: 14
Coding region: 1-2742 (913 amino acids)
Biological process (GO): adenylate cyclase-activating G protein-coupled receptor signaling pathway; synapse assembly; neuron projection development
Cellular component (GO): plasma membrane
Molecular function (GO): G protein-coupled receptor activity
Source: RefSeq, a predicted model, not a curated record